Molecule: messenger RNA, 3355 nt
Organism: Larimichthys crocea (large yellow croaker)
Lineage: Eukaryota; Metazoa; Chordata; Actinopteri; Sciaenidae
Gene: slc27a1a
Product: solute carrier family 27 member 1a
Exons: 13
Coding region: 471-2417 (648 amino acids)
Biological process (GO): long-chain fatty acid import into cell; medium-chain fatty acid transport; long-chain fatty acid metabolic process
Cellular component (GO): plasma membrane; endoplasmic reticulum membrane; mitochondrial inner membrane
Molecular function (GO): long-chain fatty acid transmembrane transporter activity; oleoyl-CoA ligase activity
Source: RefSeq, a predicted model, not a curated record
GCACACCCAAAGGCGGGCGGUGCUUCUUUAGCAACGACUCUAUUCAAUAUGGAGUACAGAAAAUAGACAGUUUCAGUCCCCGUUUCCCUGCUCUCAUUCAGAUUUCGCUCACUUUUUUAAAUGUCGGGCACAAGUUAUGAACUCUCCCUCACAGACGUCAGCUCCCGGGACCCGCUCGCGUACGUUUGACGCAUUUGGAGACAUGGUUUGAAUGUAAUUUAUUUACUAGCAUACUCAACAACAACCUCGCUGCCGAACAGGCUGAAACUGUCCAACACUUUAAAACUACGGGUUUCCUUUUUAAAAAAAGCGCCAGGUUACAUAACAGGACAUAUAUAAUCGACGCUCUCAAUAUCCGGAGGAAGGUUUGAAUCAUUUGUAGUUUGCGCGAAAGUAACGUGACAAGUUUUGCCGACCCGGCGGGGUUAUCGGGUGAAAGGUGACAUCGCUUCAGUCUAUUGACUCGUAGAAUGCACAAUGCAGCGAGUGUCUCAGCCUCUUUGGGAUCCAUGGGACUGCUGCGUCUCUUCGGGGUGUCCUGGUCCUGGAGUCUAGCAGCAGGCCUUGGAGUGUAUCUGGGCACAAGAACCUGGAAAUACUUCUACAUUGCAGCACUUACCGCCAAGAGAGACCUCAAUGGCCUGUAUGUGCUGUUGAGAGUGAAGCUGGCUCUGUGGCGCUACAUGCGCAAUGGAAGUAAUAUUCCUUCCAUAUUCGCCCAGACAGUAAAACGCCAUCCGAAUAAACCAGCACUGAUCUAUGAGGCCACAGGGGAAACGUGGACCUUCACACAGCUGGACGAGCUGUCUAACGCAGUGGCUCACUGGGCGAGAGAUCAGGGAUGGGUCUCAGGGGAUGUGGUGGCCCUCUUCAUGGAAAGCAGGCCGUUACAGGUUGCACUUUGGCUGGGCUUCGCCAAGGUUGGGGUGGAAGCUGCACUUAUCAACUUCAACCUCCGCCAUGAUUCCCUGUUGCACUGUAUCGGGGUGUCGGGGUCACGGGCUAUUGUGUUCGGAGCCGAGCUUGCUGAUGCCAUGUUGGAGGUCAGCUCUUCCUUGAGCAAGUCCAUGGUACGGUUCUGUACAGGAGACCUCAGUGCAGAACAUCUGGCCAGACUGAGUGCUCAACCUCUGGACCCAUUUUUAGCUGCUGCAUCUAAACAUCCCCCUUCCCCUUGUGUUCACUCCAAAGGCAUGAAUGACCGACUAUUUUACAUUUACACCUCUGGCACCACAGGACUGCCCAAGGCUGCCAUUGUGGUGCACAGUCGUUACUACAGAAUUGCUGCUUUUGGGUAUUUUGCCUUUCGCAUGCGUCCUGAUGACAUCAUCUAUGACUGCCUGCCUCUCUAUCACUCAGCAGGUAAUAUCAUGGGAAUUGGUCAGUGUCUGAUCCAUGGACUCACUGUGGUAGUGAAAAAGAAAUUCUCUGCCAGCCGCUUCUGGGAUGAUUGCAUUAAGCACAACUGCACUGUGGUGCAGUAUAUUGGGGAAAUCUGCCGCUACCUCCUGUCACAGCCAGUGCAUCCAUCAGAAAAAGGCCACAAAGUUCGGCUAGCAGUGGGAAAUGGGUUGCGUCCCAGUGUGUGGGAGUCCUUCACAAAACGUUUUGGGGUGGCACAGAUUGGCGAGUUCUACGGAGCAACAGAGUGCAACUGUAGCAUUGCGAACAUGGAUGGAAAGGUUGGAGCCUGUGGAUUUAACAGUCGCAUUCUCCCCAACGUGUACCCAAUCCGUCUGGUCAGGGUGGACGAGGACAGCAUGGAACUGGUUCGCAACAGCCAGGGCCUCUGUGUGCCUUGCCGCCCUGGGGAGCCAGGGCUUUUGGUGGGUCGUAUCAACCAGCAGGACCCAUUACGGCGUUUUGAUGGCUAUGCUAACCAGGAUGCUACACGGAAGAAGAUAGCUCAGAACGUUUUUAAGAAGAAUGAUUCUGCAUAUAUAUCAGGUGAUGUGCUGGUGAUGGAUGACCUGGGCUACAUGUACUUCCGUGACCGUGGCGGAGACACAUUUCGUUGGAGAGGAGAAAAUGUCUCCACCACAGAGGUGGAGGGCAUACUCAGCAAUCUUCUGGGUCAGACUGACGUAGCUGUGUAUGGUGUGACAGUGCCAGGUGUUGAAGGUAAGGCAGGUAUGGCUGCCAUUGCAGACUCUACAGGAAGUUUUGACUGCAGUGAUUUCUUGCUGAAAAUCCAGCAAGCUCUUCCUCCAUAUGCUCGCCCUGUGUUCCUGCGUAUCUCCCCACAUGUAGACACCACAGGUACAUUUAAAAUCCAGAAAACCAGGCUGCAAAGGGAGGGAUACGACCCACGUGUUACCACUGACCAGAUCUACUUUUUGAACACUAGAGCUGCACGUUAUGAGGCUAUAGAGGAGGAGCUUUACAAUGCUAUAGCGGAGGGAAGAAUGUCUCUAUGACACAGAGGCCAUAGCAGGGCAGUGUUGGUGGCUCAGUUUAACAGAUGCUGUUGAGAGAAGAUAACUUAUGCACAUGCUGGUGUUUGGAUCAGUCAGUCUUGGUGCACCACUGGCAUGGUGGAUUUUAACCUUUGGCUGGAUUUUAACCUUUCAGGGAACAGAAUUGAGAUGACUAUUUACAUAGGCAGAGUAUUGUUACUGAUGAUGUUCUAACACUGUAUGAUUAACAGACCAGGAGGUAAACGAAGGGGAUUUAUUUACUUUUUAAUAACUGCUUUUUAAUUAGUAAAUGAACACCUCAAUAAGCUGUUGAGCAUUACCGCACAUACAGUGGGUAUUUCCCACAACCCAUUUGAAAUAGGAUACAUGUUACAAUAAAGUGGUAAGGACAGAAAAGGGUAGCAUUACAUCAAACUCUGUUACAGGGUAUACACCCAUUUAUGAAAUAUGCUGCAAGAAUAACGGUGUAGGUUUAAGCAAUAAUUGAGUGUGAAGUUAUGAAGUUACUGCUGUGUGCUUUGGAUGAGGCUGCAAGACAAGACUUCAGCAUGCAGUACAUGUGGCAACUAGAUCAAACACUAACCAUAGUCAUUUUUUUAAUGCAAUGGAUAACUAAUCUUACUUGUCAUAUUUGAACCUCUGAACAACAGUGGCACGGGUUUGCAAAUACACAAAAGUUGUUACUGUAUGUGCCUUAUAUGAAACUGCAGAUCUGUUUCUUUUUUUAUGCUUUUCUUGGAAAUCACAGUAGUGAUUUUGUGUCAUGCAAAACUGAGUCACACAUAGUGACUGUCACUUAAUGUAACAAAUCUUAUCUGUGUAGUAAUACAUACACAUAAUGUGUGUGUGUGUGUGUGUUCAAGAUGAUGAAGUUAUUUACAAUUACAGAUUUCCCAGACUACAUUUUUGUUGUAACUGCAAUUAAAUAUUUAAAACCA